GGCGGGUGACGCGAUCAGGAGGCGCCGCCCGGGGGCAGAGGCCGGCGCGACGGGCGGGGGGAUGGAGGUGCUGCCGGGGCCGGAGGCUGCCGGGGGGCUCCCCAGGCGCGCGCGGGGGCUGCUGGAGCUGCCGUGGGAGGACGUGCUGGGGCCCCUCGUGCUGUCCCGCCUGCCGCUGCGGCAGCUGCUGAGCCUGCGGAGGGUGAGCCGCGCCUUCCGCGCCCUCGUCCGCCUCCACCUCGCCCGGCUACGACGCUUCGACGCCGAACAGGCUGGGCCUCACAUUCCCAAGUCGGCCUUCUGCGUCCUGCUGCAAGACAACGAAGCGCUGCAGCAGCUUGCCCUUCGAAACUGCUCUGCCUGGCUGUCGGACAUGGAGCUCCUCCCCGUGAUCAGCCAGAACCACCAUUUGCAGCACAUUGAGCUGAGUGGCUGCACCCAGCUGAGCCGGCAGACUUUGGUGGCCAUCUCCCUGAGCUGCCCCCAUUUACGCCAGCUCUCCCUGGCCCACUGUGAGUGGGUGGACAGUCUCUCCUUGCGCAGCCUGGCAGAUCACUGCAAAGAGCUGGAGUCCCUGGACCUCACGGCCUGCCGGCAAUUGAAGGACGACGCCAUCUGCUACCUUGUGCGGAGGUGCGCUAGACUGAAGUCUCUCUCGUUGGCUGUCAAUGCAAACGUGGGUGAUGCAGCUGUGGAAGAGAUUGCCAAAAGCUGUCCCCAACUGGAGCACCUGGACCUCACAGGCUGCCUGCGGGUCAAGAAUGACUCCAUCAGGACCCUGGCUGAAUACUGUCCCAAGCUGCGUGCCUUGAAGGUGAAGCACUGCAACGAUGUGGUGGAGUCCAGUCUGAGCGUCCUGCGCAGCCGUGGGGUGGAGCUGGACGUGGAACCUCCGCUGCAGCUGGCUGUGGUUCUUCUGCAGGGCAUGGUGGGCUACGCCCCAUUCAUCAACCUCCAGAUCUAGCAGACUGGACUGCUGCUAAGAAGGGGAAGGGCCGAAAGGUGUGGUGCCUGUCUUGGACUAGCAGUGUGUGUGUGUGUGUGCCCAUGACGGGCUCAGAAAAGCAGGCCUAUCUGCAUAUCAGCCAGCUUGUAUACUGUAUGAGCAUUUAAAGGCAGACUCUUACCAGUGCAGUGUGGGUGCAAAGAAGCAGCCCAACAAGGAAUUCCAGUUCGUCUGGAAUUCCAUUAAUGAGUGGCGAUUUGGGAGAAUUACUUGUAAGCACAGCUUGCUGGGAAGGGGCGAGAGGGUGUUUUUACAGGAGGGAGUGCUGAGAAGGAAAGCCCCCACACAACCUCAUCCGGCUGCCUUCUCCUCAUCCGGUGGCACCUUCUGUGAGCAUGACUUGGCUGUAGGGUUUCCAGUGUGCGUGCACGGCCUGGGGUCUACUGCUAGGGAUGGAGUAUUUGUGUAACAUUACCAGAUGGGUGUUCAAAGGUAGCACAGGACUUUGCUCCAGACAAAACUGUACUUCCAUUGUGCAGUCUUACAGGUUGGUUCUUGCUUUCUACCAGGUGAAAGUGACUAUGUUAUGCAGAUUUCUAAAGGCUUAAGAUAGAGAGCAGAACAGCCUGGUUCCGGAAAUCCUUGUGAACAGGGAAGAGGAGGCCCUGAGGUGUGGCAGUGUCUCCUUGAUUCCCCACAAUGUAUCCUGUGGUGGAGUGUGUACUGUUGGCUCUUGGGGUCACAGACGGUGUUCCUCUCUAACUGGGAUGUCCAAGGGCAGAGCGAGGGGGAACUGUGCCUGGUGCAUGUGUGCACCCUGCGCCCCUGCUGCGGUGGCGCCUGCCUCUGGAGCGCUACGCCACUUGCGUCAGUAAACAGGAGGUGUUCCAGGCCCCAUCCAAUGCAUCCUGCAGAAGAUUCCGGCAGUUGUCAGAGAGAAGGUGGGGGCUGAGCACCAGUCAGUGGAAUUUAUACUUUCUGGCUGGUUUGAGGUUGAUGUAUGUCUUCUUCAUCUCUUCGCCCUCCGGCUUCCUGAGGUCCUUGUAUCUCUCCCCUUUGGUGCUGACUACCUGGUUGUCGAUGUAGCGAAUCAACUUCUUGGGAGCCUGGGGAGAAAAAAAAGGAAACUGAGGCCACUCAGUGAGGCUGUUGAACCCUUGUUCCCCACGGGACUGGAAUAGUUCUUGAACUGUGGGUUGCCACAAUUUAAAGGCCAAUGCAGGGAUCUGCCCUUGGAGGUUGGCUGUUGCACCUCCUCAAGGUUUACUGGACAUGAGACUGGUACCCCGUUUCUGCUGGGCAAUUCUGGUGCAUCUCUUGAGUCAACUCUGAUUGCAUGAUUCAGUCCCCUAGAAGGCAGAGACACAGAAGGAAACUACCCCGAGAGGCCACCUGAAGCAAGAGGUUUUGCCCAACCUUUCACAGUGGCUUCUCAGUCAGUGGCAAGUGGAAAGCUGGCUUGGACUGGCUGGAGCGCUGAUGCUCCCUUGACCAAAUGCUUAUAUGUAGAACAGAACAGCAAUUCCGACACCCGAAGGCAUCUCUGCUGUUACUGGAGAAGCCACUUUGACUUCUGCCAGGGAUGUGUUAUGCCACCAGCCAACGUGUGCACCACUAUGUGACCUUUUACACUCCUCUACUGGCCAGUACAGCUGCUGUGCCCUUCUAGGGGCAAGCCCCCCUUCGAGACAGCCUGCAGCCCCUGGGGAGCCUUUUUUUCUGGGUUUGAGGCUGCUGCAGUGCUCAGUUCCCGUCCCUCUCCUGGGCUCGUGCUACUGACCUCCUUUGGUGGGGCUGGCUUGUGUGUCUUCUGGUCUUCUUCACUAUCCACCAUCAUGUACCUGCAACAACACAGAGCAAGGCCAUCUCUGAGCGCCAGCAAGUGUUCUUAGCAGGGUGCGUGCUUGCAUGCUUACCAGGGAAGGGCUUCUUUCCUUGCUGCUGAGAAGCUCUGUCUUUCUCCCUGCACAAAGGUCUCUGGCUCCAGCGCAGGUCAGGGACACGGGGGGCGGGGGGGCAGCAGCAGCUCCUUUUCUCACCAGCUUUAAUUUUGUUGUCAUUCACAUUUUUAAAAAAGUUGACGAGGGCCCUGUGCAUCCCCUGGCUGGGGCAAAGGGGACUGGCCUUCCCAUGUAACACCUGUGUCUACCACUCAUUCUUUGGCAGGAGGAAGCGUUGCUAGCAAAAGUCUUAGCCACAGGAGACCAGGGCAGUUUUGCUGUCUUGUGCUCCACUGGAGAGUAGCUCUAGGACCCUCCUUCUUUCUCUAGGCUGUGAGUGGAAGGGAGAUGAAUGCAAGAUGUGUCUUGAAUUCAAAUCCAUUACAGUUGAAAAAUCAAACAUGACAUUUUGAAUUGAGAUUUUUGAAUCUGGUCAAGACUUGAAACUGGCUACCUGUAUUUCAACUUCAGCUUCUGUGCUAAGAAAUACAGAACUAAUUUCUGGCCCCUUGGUUUAAAAAAAUCUAUCUGAUAGCUAAGAGUUUAUUAAAAAUUUCAAACUAUCAACACAAUAGUAAAAAAAAAAAGACUAACAAGGCCAGCAAAGUCCCUUAAAUCAUCACAAAAAGUAUCCAUGGCAAUGCUCAAAUUAUCCUAACCAUAAUAAAAGGCUAAAGGAUGGAAUGUCACAGCACCAAACCCUCCCCCAAUGGGCGAGCAGGACUCACCCACUGGUGGCUGACAUUCCACCCCCUCCCCUGCUUGACGUUGGAUCCCUCCCACCCCCCAGAAGCCCACCCUGCCAGCAGAGCAGCGGCACCUUGCUGCAUGCUGCUCUGCCGGCCAGCAAAGCCCUCCUGCCUCCCCCCGCAAGCAUCCUCAUUCCACCCUCCCCAUCCAAGCCUCACCUUCCCACCCUAUCACCCACCUGCCCCAAUCCUCAACUUCUCACCUACCCCAAGCCACACCUUUCUCACCUCUCCUAUCCCCAAGCCACAGACUCACCCCCAGGUAGGUGGAAAGGGUUGCGCUAGGAGCACUGGGGUGGGGGGCAGCAGCGCUUCGGCCCCAGUUAAACCCAUUGCUGGGGAAGAUGUACCUCCCCUGCAAUGGGCUUUGCUGCGGGUAAAUUGAUAAAGCCUCCCGUAUCACAUUUGCCUGAUGCCUGAAGGCCGCCGGCCAGGCUGAUCUCCCAGGAGGCAGUUCCGCCAUCUUGGAGUCAAGCCCAGCGCCUGGUGUUUGAAGGCAGAACAAAGCAGUCUUGUUCAAGAACACAUUUGCUGGAAAUACACACUUGGUUGUAUGGGGUGCUUGGGAGAGUGUGUGGCGAGAUACUGAAUUCUUUCUUUUAUCUUGCUAUUCCCUUCAUUUGUAACCUUGAGUCAGGCUUCCAAAAAUAUGUAUCAAAAUUAGGUGUAGAAACAAACAUCUGAAACAUACAGAACAGCCCAAAGAACACGAGGCUCUUUCAGACAUGUGUCAGAUGUUGUUUAUACACAUAUUUUUGGAAGCCUGACUCAAGGUUACAAAUGAAGGGAAUAGCAAGAUAAAUGUUUUAAUGAAGAGCAUAAAAUAAACCACUGUGGAAAAGGCCCCGUGCACCAAAUUACCCACACAAGCGAGGGCAGGUGGGCCUCUGAGGAGGAUUUUAGUGUACAUGUAGGAUCAUAAAAGAGCAGGAAGGAAGCCUUUGAGGUGUUUUGGAUGUAGACUGUUUAGAUUUGUAGCAGAUAAAAUUUGCACUUUGAACUGGGGCCAGAAACUCAGUGGUAGACAGUGCAAACACAGAGAUCCUGUUACACAUUCUGAACAACCUGGCAGCUGCGUUCACAACCAACCUUUCAAAAAGCGCAUACUUCAAUAAUCAAGCCUGGAUCUGGCUGAAGCUUAAGUUAUGGUGGUUGGAUCAUCAUUUUCAAAGGGAAGGCAUGGCUGCAAUCCACCCUUAGCUGUUUAAACAUCUUCCAUUGAAAGGUAGAAAUGAGACCAACAGUUUGGACUACAAUGGCCAGCUUGGCUUUGGGAUGGAUAUUUGUGGUUUGUUACUUACUUCUGUAAGAUAAACUGCUUGCAUUCAUCUUGCUUGCAUGAUUUGCCAGGUCUUGAAGCUUCCUGUAAUUAGAAAGCAGAACAUGCAGAAGUCAGGUGAAAAGGAAAGAUGCCAUGAAGUCACAGAUUUAUUUCCUGUAUUAUAUACUAACAGCCAGAGACUGGCUUAACACUGGACCAGAACUGCCCCAAGCCGACACUGGACUAGACUGCAUGCAAGGCCCUGGCUCUGUUACAGAGAUGGCUUUCAAAACAGUCCUGUAUUAGAAUAAUGGGGUGGGGGCUGGUGUAAAGCCGUAGGCAUAAGAGGUGCCUCAGAACAUUCCCCCCCCCCCCCCGGUCUCUUUCAUGCCCCUCUAAGUGAUUGGACAGUCACCCUUUCAGAAGUCUGCAGAAGAGAGUGCAUCUCUAUGCCCAACCUGUAGAGUCCUCACAGUGCCAACUUUGCACCCUCGGCCUUCCCCUCCUGCCAUCCUGAUCUGCCUCUUUUUCCUGCUAGGCUGAUGUUACCCAACAGGUGAAGAUUGAUGGAUUUUCUGACUUAAACAGGAUGUGUGUGCUCGAUUCCAUUAUUGCUCUCAGUGCUCAUUCCCACAUUCUGCAUCCAAACUCCUUCCUGAACCUUAAAGCCCUCCCAAGGCAAUGAAGUGCAGAUGCUCGCCUCGCCUCUUGGCUUGGUUUGAUUUUCAAUCACAAGGCAGCAGAAACCUUUCGGGUGUGCCAUCAAUGUACCCUCUCCCGUGCACUACAGGAUUGUGAAUACAGAAAAGUACAUUUCCUGACUGAAAUCUCCUAUGCUUUCUAUAUUUCCCUUAUAGGUGGACAUCAGGGCUUAUUCUGUCUCUUUCACCUCUAAUGCUGGAUGACAAAAAGAUUUCCCACUCUGGCCUGGCCCUUCCAGCUCACCUGAAGAAUCAUACCUGCAUGGUAGUGGUGCCCGCCAUGCCAAGCGGCUCCUCCUCCAGGAGGAAUUGCACUGCCUCUUCCAGGUUCCCCAGGGCCAUGCCCAGCACCUUUGUAGCCUUGCUCACGGUGCAUGCUGGGAACAUCUCCAGCACCAUGUCCACAGCAUCAACUAGUUCGCCUUGAGGGUCCUACCCAGGGCAAGACAAGGGCAGCAUGAGCCCAGAAAGCAGCAGAUGCACCUUCUGGAAAGCCCCCCCCCCCCCCCCCCUGCAAGUGACUACCACGAAUGGGUGAUUCUUCUUCUGGGGCUUAAAUGAAGGCUGACUUAGGGGCAGGUGCCAUGAGCAGGCGUUUUCAAGGGUCAGUGGAGUGCCUGCAGAAGGGGAGAGCAAAAGGUUCCACUCGGAGGGAGCCUGGAGGUGUUUGUCCUGGCGCCUUUGGUAGCUGGAUCUGAUCUCCCCUUAGGCAAGGGUGCUGCGAAGAGCUGCCAGCUGGCCUGGCGGCAACAAGCAGUGCUCAGUGCAAAUAAAAUUAACCUCCCCCACGACGGGCAUUUGGAUGGGGCAGGGGUGCUUGCGUGUGAGAGCACAGCAGCAGCCCUGCUGCUCUUGGCUUGCUGGAAUGAGCCCGGCCCACAGGGCUGCUCACCGGCAGUCUGAGGGACUCACUGGAUGGUCCCGUCCGUUUCCUUGAUGGAACUAAUUAAGUUCCAAGAGGAUUCAAGAAUAUUAAUAACAAUCGUUAUUCUGUUUGCAGGAUUAAUUUCUGGCUUAUUUCAUAUUUUUUCAGACUUAUUUUCCAGCUCUGGUGUUCAUUCCUGUUCUCUGGACCCAGUUCUGAAAAAUAGUUCAGUCCUGCUGUGCCGCAGCUGCUUAAAUGUUGUUUUCGAAAACAUCCAUUCUCUCAGAUUUACUCAUAGGGCUUCAAGCCUUUAAAAAGCGAAACAGAACAGACUGAUGGUGCUUGGCCCCCCCUCCCCCCACGGACCCAAAACAGUUCUCAAAGAGGGUAUUCAAAGUCUAUAAGCCCCACCCACCUCACAGGGUGUUUGUUGUUGGGAGGGGGGAAGGGCAAGGAGAUUGUAAGCCCCUUUGAGUUUCCUGGAGGAGAGAAAGAGGGGAUAGAAGUCCAAACUCCUCCUCUUCUUCUUCUAUAUUUUGGCCCCCCCCCCCCCCCCCAAUUAUUAUACAUGACAAAUUAUGGGUCAGGAAUCCUGUGUCUUCUUUCUGAUGGACAAAUUGUUCUCCAUUAGAAAAUGGUUUGGUGGAUACAACUCAAAAUCUUUUAAACCAAAAAAUGAGAAACAGUCUAUCAUAUGAUCUCUGAGUAUGCAAAUCAAUUUAACUGCCAGUAGAAUUAGCUAGACAAGGCAAGGUAGGAAUCGUCAUAGUCUCUGACAACACAUUUUCUCAGUCACUUAGUAUGAUCUUGAGAAAACCAGAGGCCAACCUUGGAGGAACACUUUUCCUUUGGGAAAGGAGGAAAGGGGUGCACAGCGGGGGACAUCGGCUGCUGCCUGGCAUGGGAAUGUUAGGACCAGCAAAAGCACUCUGGAGCGCACCUGUUUGUUUACCCUGAUGCAAUAAACUGAUUUCGAUA
Sphaerodactylus townsendi is the source of this 7440-nucleotide messenger RNA. RefSeq names its product F-box and leucine rich repeat protein 15 (gene FBXL15). Bases 62 to 964 code for a protein of 300 amino acids. NCBI's taxonomy places the organism in Eukaryota, Metazoa, Chordata, Lepidosauria, Squamata, Sphaerodactylidae. Gene Ontology annotation, molecular function: protein binding. Gene Ontology annotation, cellular component: SCF ubiquitin ligase complex. The transcript is spliced from 4 exons. The record is from RefSeq and is a predicted model, not a curated record. Gene Ontology annotation, biological process: SCF-dependent proteasomal ubiquitin-dependent protein catabolic process.